This is a messenger RNA of Ictalurus furcatus (blue catfish), 6210 nucleotides long. It is a transcript of the gene perm1a, whose product is annotated as PPARGC1 and ESRR induced regulator, muscle 1. Gene Ontology annotation, cellular component: cytoplasm; nucleus. Gene Ontology annotation, biological process: regulation of DNA-templated transcription; response to muscle activity. Lineage: Eukaryota; Metazoa; Chordata; Actinopteri; Siluriformes; Ictaluridae. The record is from RefSeq and is a predicted model, not a curated record. The transcript is spliced from 5 exons. The coding region runs from base 1293 to 5225 and encodes 1310 amino acids.
UUUUUUUUUCUUUAGCCAUUCAGAUGUCAAUUUGCUGGUGUGCUUGGGAUCAUUGUCCUGUUGCAUUGCUUGAUUUCAGCUCAGCUUAAGCUGCUGGACAGAUGACUGCUAUUUUCCCACACUCCGUGGUUGCAAAACAAUCCCAAAUCAUAAUCAUCACCCCUCCACCAACAGGCUUGACAGUUGGUAUGAGGUGUUUGUGGUGAUACACUGCAUUUAGUUUUUGCCAUACAUGGCCCUGUGAAUGAUGACCAAACAUCUCCACCUUGGUCUCAUCAGUCCAAAGGACAUAGUUCCAGAACAUUUGUGGCUUGUUCAGGUUCAGAAGUCAUGUUCCAUAUUCUUUUUGGAAAGAUGGAGCUUUUUCCUUGCCACCCUUUCAUGAAAGCCAUACCUGUUCAGCCUUUUUCUGAUUGUGCUGUCAUGAACAUAAACAUUUAAUGUGCUUACAGAGGCCUGUAGGUCACAUGAUGUAGCUCUUGGGUUUUUCUUCAUAUCUCUGAGCAUUAAAUGGUCUGUCCUUUUGUGUGUGUGUGUGUGUGUCUGUUAGUAGGUGUGUGCAAUUGUGAGGUCAUUCUGGCUGGAACGCUCUAGCACAAAAGAUAUUGCUAAUCUCAUGAGAUUAGCAAUAUUAAAUAAAGGUUUAAAAAUAAUAAUUUUCAUACUCAAUCAACUAUUCAGUUAUCCCUUGUGAUUUCUCUGUGGAUGGGGAUGAGAUGAUCCUGGAAGAGACCACUCCCAUUAGGAUAGAAAUAUUUCAGCAUAGCAUAAAGUUGAUCAGUCAGAAUAAGUUUGUAUUGAUUUGCAGUGAUACUUCUCUCUAAGGCAAUAAGUAGACCCAAAUCAUGCAGGCAAAAAUAAAUGCCCCCGCAACAGAGCCUCUGUUACCUGCCAUAUUUUUUACUUGUCUGUAAAUUAUUAAGUGUAAUAUGACUAGAGCAGUUCACGUGAAUGUAUUCUGUGAAUGUUUCCAGUCAGCACAGACGUGCGCUUCUCCAUGCCUGCGAGUCAGAAGGGAAAGUAGAUCAGUCCACCCGUGAUAUCCCAUGACGAAAAAUACAUCAGCUGACACACACCUUGGCUGAUCCUCUGGUGUGAGAGCCCUACUGUUCUUCAUGAUAUGUUUCCAGCUGAUGUCAUCCACAGAAACGCAUCAUAGGGCCCAUGUGAGGUUGCUCUCUGUGGCAUGGCACAGGCCUUCAUAGUGUUCACACUAUCCCUCAAAAAGCACAGAGAGCACGCAGGACAGCAGCAGUGGCACUAUAGAACAACUGAACAGUUUCCACUUUGCUAUGGAUGAUUUUGAGUACAGUGUACAAAUCUCUGAGCUCGACUGGGACUCCUUUUUUCAAGCGUGUGAAGAGUGUAACAUGUUGCCCCCAGGGUUAGCAGGCCUGGAUGACUCAGGAAUGAGUGACAUGGAUGACAUGGUGAACCAGCGAACACAGACAACCACACAGACUACCUCGCAUGAUCCAGAGCUUCAAAUUGACGGCCCCCCUGACUGUGAAGGUUCUCCUGUGGAGCUUUUUCUGAGCAAAUAUGGCUUGAGCAAUCCAGAUCAAGUUCUCUCUGGCAGUGAGGAUGACUUCCACUUGGAGGCUGUCAAUGUGUUUUUUGAGAGGUUGAAAAGUUUUUCAGUGACUGAAGAUCAGACAAAUUUGGGGAGCAAAAUGGCUGUCCAUUCAGAGGGAUCUGAUGUGAAAGAAGAUACAAAAGAGACAGCAGCAUCUGUAGAAAUAUCGCAGUCAUGCAGAAAUCAGACGGCACAGAGAAAUUAUUGUCAUACCUAUAUGCAUACUGAGUCUACAGAUGAUGAUUUAGACCAAGAAAUAUAUAAAUCUGCCUCUCCUAACACAGAGCUGUUUAUCAGAGAAGAAGACUGGUCACUGGAUGUAUUGAAAGAGGGAGAUAAAUGGGAGGCUAAGAUGAGGACACAACCUGGCAUUGAAAAGGGUCCAUGCAAUGGUCUAGUCAAUGGGAAAGAGCUCACAGAACCGAACCAGGUCAAAGAAGAAAAUUCUCAGCUAGUAACAAGCAAUAAUUCUGACUUGCUUGUAGUUCAGGGUCAAGCUUCCAACGUUACCCCAAGAAGGCGAAGAAGAAAGAAAAAGAGAAUAAAUGUAGAACUGGUGGAAGUGGAUCCUGGAUAUGAGGCUCAAUUGCCAAGCAAAGUGAGUGACUCUGAUGAAGACACAUAUGGGAGAAGAGGAGAAAUUGAUCCAAAGACAUAUAUGUCUGAGUACUGUGGCCCAGGGACUGUUUCUGAGGCAUGCUGUGCACCUCAUGGCUUUCUAGCACAUCCUAAGCAAAAUUGUAUUUCAGAGAAUUUCUCAGUAUUUUCACAGUCAGUCCCAAUGAAGGGAGAUAUCAGGAAGGCUGUACUGGUAAGCCCUCAUUUACAAAAAGAACUCAGUAAGAGCUCAGUAAGAGUUGCUCAGAGCAAGAGAGAAACUGGCAUAAUGUCUGAUAGUAAUCUGACAGGGAAACAAGCAGAAACUGGGAAGCAUGCCAUGAGAGCAGAUCUCAAAGCUCCUGAGGCUGGUGUUUCUGUUACAGAGACACCUCAAAAUGAUGACGGUCUAUCAGCACACACUAAUGGAGAUAAUGCGGGAAAUCAUUUACAGCUUAACAACUAUUUGCCAUCAGAAAUGCUAGUAUCUAUUGCCAGCUCUGAUGUUUCAAAGAUUGAGAGAAAACCUGUAAGCACAGAAAAUCUUGUCUCAAAUCUCACAGAUGAGAUCAAGACACAAACACAUAGUGUAGCAUUACAACUAGCACCUUUGAUGCCAUCACACAAUGUUGUUAACCCAAAGACACAAAAAAGUCAAUCUGAAAAUAGUGUGACGUUAUCAGACUUUCAGUUUGAUGAGUCUAGUGCAAUAGGUCAGAGGAAAACCUCAAUUUCCUGUGUAACAUUUCCUGAGUUAACAGACAAGACAUUCUCCUCAGCAUCUUACAAAAACACUGAGAAGAAAGAGAGUUUAUCUUCUGUGUCUCAUGAUGAAGUCCCACUUGAACACAAAAAUGAUGAUUUGCAAGCUAAGGGAAGUCUGUCAGAAAAAUCUUAUUUCAAGUUAUUGACACAGGCAGAUCAUGUAAAUAUGGCCCAAAUAAAUAACCAGAAUGGUCACAUGGCACAAAUAAUUGCAGCCCAAAUACCAAAAGCAGAUGAGAUCAAGGAUGCUCCAUUAGUUGAACCAAAAGCAGAAAUAAUCAACCAAAAAGUGUCAAAAGAGCCUGACAUCUCAAAUGCAUAUGUGGAUUCACAAACUGAAAAUUGGAUAGAGGAGAAUGUCCCAUCUUUAAUAUUAAAGAAUGUACCUGAAAGCCAGAAAGGCAUAAAUAUGAAAGCUGUUGAAAUUCUGUCCCCUGGUAUCAAAGGGGACCAAAAUGAGGAACUGUCUCUUAAGGGGCAGACCAAGGAAUACCAGUCUCUGGUACACAUCACUGAACCAGACAGUCAACUUUCAGAUUACUCAAAAUCAGAAGACACCCUGUCUAAUUUUCUUACCAGUGGUGAAGAACAAAAAGUUCAAAUUCUCUAUGUAGAUACACCACAUUGUUUUUCAUCUAAAGACCAUGACCUGCCACCUACUAUAGUUGUGCAGCAACAUCCUGAGUCAGUAGGUGGAGCUGAAAGUCUAGGAACAGUAGAUCCUAAUUCUGCAAGUCAACCCACAUCUCCUGUAUAUGCUAUGUCUUCCUUCUGGAAUGAAAUGGAGAAGCUGACCAUAAACGAUAUUUUGCGACUCCGUCUGGUUGGCCAAGCUCAGCACCCCAGUGUGCUACUCCAGCCAGAGGACAGCAGUAUAGUAGAAGUGACAGAUGCAGCAGAUUCAGGAUAUUUCACACACUCGGAUGAAUCCAAGCCUGACCACUCCAGUGGGAAUGUAUCAUUCAUAUCUGACUUUGAUGGAGAGCUUUCACAGCUCCUAUCUCCAGAUGCAACCAAACUAGAUGAGGGGGCAUGGGAAAGUAAUCCAAAUCUGUCUGGAAGUGCAACAGGAAUGGAAGAAGUGUUUAAUUCAGAUACAGCCCAUUCAUCACCUCUCUUUAGAAAUGAUUCCAAUCAUUGCUUCAGGAAGAUGUGUAAAAAUAUAAGUGUCCAAGACUUGCAAGCUCUUGAAGACCAAAACUUGGGGAAAAUCCUGAGAAAUGCCUCUCUCCACUCCAUCCAUUCUGUUUAUUCCACUCAAUCCGAAGUUGAGGAUGAUUAUGUAGAUCCAUUUGAUCGUGUGGAAACUUCAUCCCCAGUGUACCUCUCUGAUGAAGAGGAGAUGGACAGCACUGGCAUCACUUUCUCAGAGAUCUUUGAGUAUCUGUUCGGUACGGAUGAAACCAAACAGUCCGUCUCUCAGGCCGACACUGUAGCUGCUUCUAAUCUUGAUGGAACUGAGACCUCUGUCCUUGAGAUGUAUGAACAUUUCUUUUCAGAGUUUGAACCUGAAAGUUUAUUUUACCCACUUGCAGAUGACAACAGCAGUACUAACGAGCUGGUUCCCAUCUUCUCCUCUUCACGCUCAGCAACUAGGAAUGUCCAGUUCCCUGAGGCAUAUGAUUACUUUUUCCCAGAUGAUUCCCCUGUUCACUCAGAUGAAGAUGAGGAACCUGAGCAUACGGUAAUCCGAGUAUUCACGCGAUAUGACCACACACCAACCAAGAACCAUGGUUCCGUGGCAGCCUCAGACCAAUACAAACACUUUUUACCUGAGAAAGAUAAUAGUUGGACCUUCCUGUGGACAAACCCUUUUUCAUUUAGGAGAGUCCGCCGCACAGGAUUCACAGUCCCACCUGAGGAGUCCAGUUCUCAGGCUCUCACUCCAGUAAAAAAUACUGGCAGGUCAUUUCAUAGAGGAAUUCAACCUAUAAACAUAUUGGGUGCUGAUGAGAACCCAUUUCCAGACCCGCUGAUUCUCAGCCUGGAGAAACGCAUCUUAAGACAGCUGGCAGACCAGCAGAAGAUAUGUAGUGAAAUACAGACAGCUGUUGCUGAUCCAAGGCUGGAUGCACCACUGUUGCCCAUUAAACAGGCAGAUAUGUGCUUGGUUUGCAUUGCCUUUGCCUCAUGGGUCCUGAAGUCAGUCAACCCUCAAGGAGCUGAUACAUGGAAAGCUGUUCUGUUGGCGAAUAUAAGUGCUCUAUCUGCCAUCCGAUACCUCCGGAGAUUCACGAGGGAUGAGGCGGCCAAAAUAUCUCCACUGCGUCAGAUCAAGCCUGCGUAAAUCUGACCACAGGCCUAUGAGUGUUGCCAGGUCACCUUUUUAUCAGUCACUCCUUUUUCCUAUGUAACCCAACCCAGAGCUGAUGAUACAUAUCAUAAGCUGUGCAUGCAAAAACAUCAUGUGAUUAAUUAAUAAUCUUCAUCUAUAUGCUUGCUCACUGAGCCAAGACAGCGGGCAUUAGCUUUCAUAUUAUACAAGGAACACAUCACAACCAUACAGAAUAGUAUAAAAUGACCAAAUCUUGAUAUUUCAUGACCAGUGUAUUACAGUUGUGCCAGUUUUUGUGGGCAAAGAGAAUCAUGUAAGAUUUUGAUCGUUAGUAAGGUAAGAUAAGUGAAAGAAUAAAAAAAGGUGUUGAUCAUGAGGUAAGAUAUGGGCAUUAACUUUCAUCACAUGCAAUAUUCUUGUAAAUUGACCAAUCCUGUGAUGAAAGGCAUGCUAUACAGGUGCAUCUAAAAAUUAGAAUAUCGUGGAAAAGCGCAUUUUGCUCCAUAAUUGAAUUCAAAAAGUGGAACUUUCAUAUAUUCUAGAUUCAUUACACAUAAAGUGAAAUAUUUCAAGUCUUGUUUUAUUUUAAUCUUGAUGAUUACGGCUUACAGCUCAUGGAAAUCAAAAAUCCAGUAUCUCAAAAUAUUAGAAUAAUGAAUUUAUAAUAUGACCUUCUGAAAAAUAUGUUAAUUUACUUGGUUGGGGCUUUAAUCCUUUUGCACGAUUUACUGCAUCAGUGUGGUGUGGCAUGGAGGCAAUCAGCCUGUGGCACUGCUGAGGUGUUAUGGAAGCCCAGGUUGCUUUGAUAGUGGCCUUCAGCUCGUCUGUAUUGUUGGGUCUGGUGUCUCGCAUAGGUUCCCUAUGGGGUUCAGGUCAGGCAAGUUGGCUGGCCAAUCAAGCGCAGUAAUACCAUGGUCAGCAAAACCUGUUACUAGUAGUUUUGGCACAGUGGGCAGGUGCCAAGUCCUGCUGGAAAAGGAAAUCGGCAUCUCCAUAA